This is a messenger RNA of Camelina sativa (false flax), 11557 nucleotides long. The record is from RefSeq and is a predicted model, not a curated record. NCBI's taxonomy places the organism in Eukaryota, Viridiplantae, Streptophyta, Magnoliopsida, Brassicales, Brassicaceae.
CUCUCUCUCUCUCUCUCUCUCAGCGUCUUUCUCUCUCCCUAUCAAAAUCCCUUCUUCUCUCUUAUUUUACGCGAUCCUCUUCAAAACCCUAGUUUCGUUUCGGAUCGCUCCACCUCACUUGCGAUUUCUCCAAGGAUACUCAAUUCUUCUCUUUUUUUUUUUAUCCUCCUCUUCUAGUUCUCGUUCGUCUGCCUCACCGAUCGCCAUCAAUCCAAGAGAUGCUCCCCUGCCUUUAAAAUCCUAAAUCAUCAUGAAGCUUAGAAGGAGAAGGACUUCGGAAGUGCCUCCCAAAAUCAAAUCUUUCAUCAAUAGUGUUACUGCUGUUCCACUCGAGCAAAUACAAGAACCCCUUGCAUGUUUCCGCUGGGAAUUCGACAAGGGUGACUUUCAUCACUGGGUGGACCUCUUCAAUUACUUUGACUCAUUUUUUGAGAAGCACGUUAAAGUAAGGAAGGAUCUGCAUAUUGAGGAAAACUUUGAGGAAUCUGAUCCACCUUUCCCAAAGGAUGCUGUUCUGCAAGUUCUCCGAGUUAUCAGAGUUGUUUUAGAGAAUUGCACAAAUAAACAUUUUUAUAGUUCUUAUGAGCAGCAUCUUUCUCUCCUGCUUGCAUCUACUGAUGCUGAUGUUGUUGAAGCCUGUCUGCAGACGUUGGCUGCCUUUUUGAAAAGGCAAGUUGGAAAGUACUCAAUAAGAGAUGCUUCCCUGAAUUCGAAACUAUUUUCCCUUGCACAAGGCUGGGGGGGAAAAGAGGAAGGCCUUGGCUUGACGUCCUGUGCCACAGAAGACAGUUGUGAUCAGGUUUCUCACCAGCUAGGUUGUACUCUUCAUUUUGAGUUUUAUGCUUCUAAUGAAUCAUCAAGUGAGCUUCCUGGCGGUUUACAAGUUAUCCAUGUACCUGAUGUCAGCAUGCGUACAGAGUCUGACCUGGAACUUCUGAACAAAUUAGUCAUUGAUCACAAUGUUCCUCCCAGUUUACGAUUUGCGUUGUUGACCAGAUUGAGAUUUGCAAGGGCGUUCUCUUCUUUGGCAACCCGGCAGCAGUAUACAUGCAUUCGCUUAUAUGCUUUCAUUGUAUUGGUUCAAGCAACUGGUGACACUGAGAAUGUUGUUUCUUUCUUUAAUGGCGAACCCGAGUUUGUAAAUGAGUUAGUUACGCUGGUAAGCUAUGACGAUACUGUUCCAGAGAAGAUAAGGAUACUAUGCUUGCUUUCCUUGGUUGCACUAUCGCAAGAUCGAACUCGGCAGCCGGCUGUUAUAACUGCAGUCACCUCUGGGGGGAAUCGUGGUUUGCUAUCUGGCCUAAUGCAGAAAGCGAUUGAUUCUGUUAUUCGUAAUACCUCCAAGUGGUCUCUGGGUUUUGCGGAAGCCUUGUUAUCCCUUGUUACAGUCCUGGUUUCGUCAUCGUCUGGAUGUUCUGCCAUUCGAGAAGCUGGUCUUAUUCCGACCCUAGUGCCUCUCAUCAAAGAUACAGAUCCCCAGCACUUGCAUUUGGUCAGUACCGCUGUGCAUAUAUUAGAAGCCUUCAUGGAUUACAGCAAUCCAGCUGCUGCUUUGUUCAGAGAUUUGGGUGGCUUAGAUGAUACUAUCUUUCGGUUGAAACUGGAAGUCUCUUGUAAGGAAGACGAUGUGAAUGAAAAAAAUUGCAGUUCUGAUAGUAAUGGGCCAAAUACUGAACAGCUUCCCUAUUCUGAAGCAUUAAUUUCGUAUCACAGGAGAUUGUUGUUAAAAGCUUUGUUACGUGCAAUUUCUCUUGGAACUUAUGCUCCUGGUAACACUAACCUCUAUGGUUCCGAGGAAAGCUUGUUGCCUGAAUGCUUAUGCAUUAUCUUUCGGAGGUCAAAAGAUUUUGGGGGUGGAGUAUUCUCGCUUGCUGCCACUGUCAUGAGUGAUCUCAUUCAUAAAGAUCCCACUUGUUUCAAUGCUUUAGAUUCAGCCGGUAUAACGUCUGCAUUUCUUGAUGCUAUAUCUGAUGAGGUCAUCUGCUCUGCAGAAGCCAUAACAUGUAUUCCGCAGUGUCUGGAUGCUCUGUGUCUCAACAAUAAUGGUCUUCAAGCUGUAAAGGACCGAAAUGCCUUGAGGUGUUUUGUGAAAAUUUUUACGUCUUCGUCUUAUCUGCGGGCUCUUACUGGCGAUACACCUGGUUCUUUGUCAAGUGGGCUUGACGAACUCUUAAGGCAUCAAUCUUCAUUGCGCACUUAUGGAGUUGAUAUGUUCAUUGAGAUCCUCAAUUCCAUGUUGGUUAUUGGAUCUGGGAUGGAGGCCACCACCUCUAAGUCAGCGGAUGUGCCUACUGAUGCUGUUCCUGUUCCUAUGGAAAUUGACGUUGAUGAGAAGAGCUUGGCAGUUUUGGAUGAGGCAGAAUCAUCUUCUGACACUUCUCCAGCAAACACUGAGCUGUUUCUUCCAGAUUGUGUGUGUAAUGUUGCUCGUCUUUUUGAAACAGUUCUUCAGAAUGCGGAAGUAUGUUCCCUGUUUGUUGAGAAGAAAGGAAUCGAUGCUGUUUUGCAGCUAUUCUCUUUACCUCUUAUGCCGCUAACAAAUUCCCUUGGUCAAAGUUUUUCUGUCGCUUUUAAGAACUUCUCCCCUCAGCAUUCGGCUGGUCUAGCCCGUAUAGUGUGCUCCUACUUACGAGAACAUCUGAAGAAGACAAAUGGCCUUUUGGUUUCCAUUGAAGGCACUCAGUUUCUUAAAUUAGAGUCUGCGCUCCAGACGAAGAUUUUGAGAUCUCUUUCCUGCCUAGAAGGCAUGUUGUCCCUCUCCAACUUUUUGUUGAAAGGAACAGCUUCAGUUAUCUCAGAAUUGAGUGCUGCUGAUGCUGAUGUACUGAAAGAACUUGGUAUAACAUACAAGCAAACGAUUUGGCAGAUGGCCUUGUGUAAUGAUACAAAGGAAGAUGAAAAAACGAGUGUAGAUGAAAAAACGAGUGUAGGUCGAGGAUCUGAUAAUUCAGUUUCAGCAUCAUCCAGUAAUGUUGAAAGAGAGAGUGAUGAGGAUUCAAACAAUGCUUCCGCAUUCAGAUACACAAACCCUGUAUCUAUUAGAAGCAGUAGCUCUCAGUCUAUUUGGGGUGGGGAUCGCGAAUUUCUGUCUAUUGUGCGUUCUGGCGAUGGUAUUCACGGUCGUACUCGACAUGCAAUAGCCCGAAUGAGGGGUGGUAGAACUCGUCGUCAUGUGGAGUCUUUUAAUUUUGAUUCUGAUAUUCCAACUGAUCUACCAGAAACGUCAUCUUCCCAUGAGCUGAAAAAGAAAAGCACUGAAGUUCUCAUUGUUGAAAUUUUAAACAAGCUGAAUUGUACACUACGUUUUUUCUUCACGGCCCUUGUGAAAGGAUUUACCUCUGCUAAUCGUCGUAGGAUUGAUGGAGCAUCAUUGAGUUCAGCAUCUAAGACGCUUGGUACCGCUUUAGCUAAAGUAUUUCUUGAAGCUCUUAACUUCGAGGGUUAUGGUGCUACUGCUGGGCAUGACAUCUCUCUGUCAGUGAAGUGCCGAUACCUUGGAAAAGUGGUAGAUGACAUCACUUCCCUGACAUUUGAUACUCGAAGAAGGGUCUGUUUUACAGCUAUGGUGAAUAGUUUUUAUGUCCAUGGAACAUUUAAGGAACUUCUCACAACAUUUGAAGCUACAAGCCAGUUGCUUUGGACAGUGCCGUUUUCAAUUCCUGCAUCUAAUACUGAGAAUCAGAAGCCAGGUGAAAGGAAUAUAUGGUCUCACAGUACGUGGUUGGUAGAUACUCUGCAAAACUAUUGCCGAGCACUGGACUAUUUUAUUAAUUCUACAUAUCUUUUAUCCCCAGCCUCUCAAACGCAGCUUCUUGUGCAGCCAGCUUCAGUUGGUUUGUCGAUUGGACUUUAUCAUGUACCAAGGGAGCCUGAGACUUUUGUGCGAAAUCUGCAGUCUCAGGUUCUGGAUGUCGUACUACCUAUAUGGAACCACACUAUGUUUCCAAAUUGCAAUCCUAAUUUUGUUGCUUCAGUUACUUCGCUUGUUACACAUAUAUACUCUGGUGUUGUGGAUGCUAGACAAAAUCGAAGUGGUGUUACCCGGGGUACAAACCAAAGAGCCUUGCCUCUACAACCUGACGAAGCCAUUGUUGGUAUGAUUGUUGAAAUGGGAUUUUCAAGGGCAAGGGCUGAAGACGCGUUACGAAGAGUUGGAACAAACAGUGUUGAAAUGGCUAUGGAGUGGUUGUUUACCAAUCCUGAGGAUCCUGUGCAGGAAGAUGACGAAUUGGCCCAAGCACUUGCCCUAUCUCUUGGAAGUUCAUCUGACACUCCAAAACUUGAGGAUACAGAAAAGCCUGUAGAUGUUCCGCAGGAAGAAGCGGAGCCAAAAGAACCACCUGUUGAUGAAGUUAUUGCUGCAUCAGUGAAGUUAUUUCAGAGUGAUGAUUCUAUGGCUUUCCCGUUGGUGGAUUUGUUUGUGACACUUUGUAACCGAAACAAAGGGGAAGAUCGGCCAAAAAUAGUGUCGUAUCUUAUUCAGCAACUGAAGCUUGUACAACUUGAUUUCUCCAAGGAUACUGGUGCUUUGACUAUGAUACCACAUAUUUUAGCAUUAGUACUCUCUGAAGAUGAUCACACACGAGAAAUUGCUGCACAAGAUGGUAUUGUGACCGUAGCAAUUGGUAUCUUGACGGAUUUCAACCUUAAGAGUGAAUCUGAAUCAACUGAGAUUCUAGCUCCAAAAUGCAUUAGUGCUUUGCUUCUUGUCUUGAGCAUGAUGCUGCAGGCACAGACAAGACUCUCGUCUGAAUAUGUGGAAGGAAAUCAAGGUGGAUCUUUAGAGCCGAGCAAUUCUCCACAAGACUCUACGGCAGCUUUAAAAAACGCGUUAUCUUCAGAUGUUGCUAAAGGGGAGUCAAACCAGGCUUUGGAAUCGAUUUUUGGAAAAUCUACAGGCUAUCUGACCAUGGAAGAGGGUCAAAAAGCUUUACUAAUCGCCUGUGGCCUCAUAAAGCAACGUGUUCCAGCUAUGAUCAUGCAGGCUGUGCUUCAGUUAUGUGCUCGUCUAACGAAAACACAUGCUUUAGCUAUCCAGUUUCUGGAAAAUGGAGGUUUAUCUUCACUUUUUAAUCUUCCGAAAAAAUGUUUUUUCCCGGGGUAUGAUACCGUUGCAUCUGUUAUUGUUCGGCAUCUUGUUGAAGAUCCUCAAACUCUCCAAACUGCUAUGGAAUCUGAAAUACGACAGACCUUGAGUGGGAAGAGACAUAUAGGUAGGGUAUUACCUCGGACAUUCCUCACAACAAUGGCGCCUGUAAUUUCAAGAGAUCCGGUUGUUUUUAUGAAAGCUGUGGCUUCAACUUGUCAGUUGGAGUCAUCAGGAGGGAGGGACUUUGUGAUACUGUCAAAGGAAAAAGAAAAGCCAAAAGCUUCUGGCAAUGAACACGGACUCUCUUUGAAUGAACCCCUUGGAAUAUCUGAAAAUAAGCUUCAUGAUGGGUCAGGAAAAUGUUCAAAAAGCCACAGAAGAGUCCCUGCUAACUUCAUCCAGGUUAUUGAUCAGCUUAUUGACAUUGUCUUGAGUUUUCCUAGGGUGAAUAGACAAGAAGAUGAUGAAACCAAUUUAUUUUCGAUGGAGGUUGAUGAGCCGACUACUAAAGUGAAGGGUAAAUCAAAAGUUGGUGAUCCGGAGAAAGCAGAACUUGGAUCUGAAAAAUCUGAAGAAUUGGCCAGGGUAACAUUCAUUUUGAAGUUGUUGAGUGAUAUUGUUCUCAUGUACUUGCAUGGUACCAGUGUAAUACUGAGGCGGGAUACAGAAAUAUCUCAACUUCGAGGAUCCAAUCUACCUGAUGAUUCACCUGGAAAUGGAGGGUUAAUUUACCAUGUCAUUCACCGAUUGCUUCCUAUAUCUCUCGAAAAGUUUGUUGGACCUGAAGAAUGGAAGGAGAAACUGUCUGAAAAGGCUUCCUGGUUUCUCGUCGUUUUGUGCAGUCGUUCCAGUGAAGGGCGUAGAAGAAUAAUCAAUGAGCUUUCGAGGGUUUUAUCCGUAUUUGCGUCUUUGGGAAGGAGUUCGAGUAAAAGUGUUCUAUUACCUGAUAAAAGAGUUCUUGCUUUUGCUGACCUGGUUUAUUCGAUCUUGACAAAGAAUUCAUCUUCAAGCAAUGCACCUGGUUGUGGCUGCUCACCUGACGUUGCAAAGAGCAUGAUAGAUGGGGGAACUAUUCAGUGUCUGACCAGUAUCCUUAACGUGAUUGAUCUUGACCACCCUGAUGCUCCAAAGCUUGUCACUCUUAUUCUCAAGUCUCUUGAGAUAUUAACGAGGGCUGCAAAUGCUGCUGAGCAGCUAAAGUCAGAAGGACCCAACGAGAAAAAAAGCACCGAUUCUGAUGAGAGACAUGAUAGUCAUGGAACUUCAACUGAGGCUGAAGUUGGUGAGCUGAAUCAAAAUAAUAGCAGUCUACAGCCNUCAAANGGUUCGAGUCAAACCCAGGCUAUGCCUCAGGAGAUGAGGAUAGAGGGCAAUGAGACAAUACUGCCUGAGCCUAUUCAGAUGGAUUUCAUGCGAGAAGAGAUUGAUGGUGAUCAAAUAGAAAUGAGUUUUCAUGUUGAAAAUAGGGCUGACGAUGAUGUAGAUGAUGAUAUGGGCGAUGAAGGGGAGGAUGAUGAAGGAGAUGAUGAAGACGCAGAUUUAGUGGAAGAUGGAGCUGGUGUUAUGUCUCUUGCUGGAACUGAUGUGGAAGACCCUGAAGAUACUGGCCUUGGAGAUGAAUAUAAUGAUGACAUGAUUGAUGAGGAUGAGGAUGAUUUCCACGAGAAUCGUGUAAUAGAGGUGCGGUGGAGGGAAGCUCUUGAUGGCCUGGAUCACUUCCAGAUUCUUGGGCGAUCUGGUGGUGGAAAUGGUUUUAUUGAUGAUAUUACAGCUGAGCCUUUUGAAGGUGUGAAUGUGGAUGAUCUGUUUGCUGAACGGAGACCCUUGGGUUUCGAGCGUAGACGUCAAACGGGCAGAUCAUCUUUUGAUCGAUCUGGUUCAGAAGUACAUGGUUUUCAGCAUCCGCUCUUCUCCAGACCUUCACAAACUGGCAUUACAGCGUCAGUGUCAGCAAGUGCUGGCAGCAUAUCCAGGCAUUCAGAAGCUGGCAGCUAUGACGUAGCACAGUUUUACAUGUUUGAUACACCUGUUCUACCAUUUGAUCAUGUUCCACUUGAUUCUUUCAGUGAUCGUUUAGGAGGUGGUGGGGCACCUCCUCCAUUGACUGAUUAUUCUGUUGUUGGUAUGGAUUCAUCAAGAAGAGGGGUUGGUGAUAGUCGGUGGACUGAUAUAGGUCAUCCUCAGCCAAGUAGCCUUUCUGCUUCAAUUGCCCAGUUGAUAGAAGAACAUUUUAUUUCCAACUUGCGUGCUUCUGCUCCAGCAGAUACUAUUGUUGAAAGGGAGACUAAUACCACAGAAGUCCACGAGCAGCAACACCCAAUUGUUCCUCCAUCUGUUGGAAGUGAAACUGUUUUGGGGGAUGGUAAUGAAGGUGGUCAACAAAGUGAAGAACGUGAACUGUUAAAUAACAAUGAAAAUGUUAAUAACCCACUUGAUGCAACGGCUGGAAGUUUCUCUCAGGCUCAAGCUAAUCUAGCUUCUCCAGUCGUCCGAGAUGCAGGUGAAAGUCCGCAGCCUCUUCCUUUGAACAGUACACCUAAUGAGAUUGAUAGAAUGGAAGUUGUGGAAGGUGAUGGAGCACCUAUUGAGCAAGCAGACCGCGAAACAGUGCAUCUUAUCUCCACUGCCCAUGGUCAAGAUGUGUCUGUAACCGUGACCCCUUCUGCAGUUGAUGAUCCUGAUUCUAAUUUUCAACCAAGUGUUGAUGUAGAUAUGAGUGGCGAUGGUGCAGAGGGAAAUCAAAGUGUGCAACCUUCACCUUUGAACCGUGACAACAAUGAGCUCUCAUCCAUGGAAGCUACACAAGUUGUGAGAAGUGAUGAACAAGUUGAUGAAGGUAGCUUGGAUGGUGGGGCACCUGAAACGAAUGCCAUCGAUCCUACGUUUUUGGAAGCUCUCCCUGAAGAUUUGCGGGCAGAAGUCCUUGCUUCUCAGCAAGCUCAGUCUGUCCAGCCUCCAACUUAUGAACCACCUCCAGUAGACGACAUAGAUCCUGAAUUUUUGGCUGCACUCCCCCCGGAUAUCCAAACAGAAGUUCUUGCUCAACAAAGGGCACAAAGGAUGGUACAGCAGUCACAAGGACAACCAGUUGACAUGGAUAACGCUUCAAUUAUUGCUACUCUACCUGCUGAUUUACGUGAAGAGGUUCUCUUAACUUCUUCAGAAGCAGUUUUGGCAGCUUUGCCUUCACCUUUACUUGCAGAAGCGCAGAUGCUCAGAGACCGAGCAAUGAGUCACUAUCAGGCUCGUAGUAGUGGUUUUGGAAGUAGCCACAGGCUGAAUAAUCGGAGGAAUGGUUUGGGUUACAAUAGGCUGACAGGGAUGGACAGGGGUGUUGGAGUCACUAUUGGUCAGAGGGCUGUUUCAUCUUCUGCAGAUGGCUUGAAAGUUAAAGAGGUUGAAGGAGACGCUCUUGUGAAUGCUGAUGCCUUGAAAUCACUAAUCAGGCUAUUACGACUAGCACAACCGUUGGGAAAAGGCCUUCUGCAGAGGGUUCUAUUGAAUCUUUGUGCUCACAGCGGUACAAGAGCAAACCUGGUUCAACUUUUACUGGAUAUGAUUAGGCCAGAGAUGGAAACAUCACCAAGCGAGUUGGCAAUAACUAAUCCGCAAAGACUCUAUGGCUGUCAAUCAAAUGUUGUUUAUGGUCGAUCCCAGCUGUUGAAUGGUCUUCCUCCUUUAGUGUUCCGUCGGGUGCUUGAGGUUUUGACUUACUUGGCGACAAAUCAUUCUGCUGUUGCUGACAUGUUGUUUUACUUUGAUUCGUCACUUCUAUCCCAGUUGUCAAGCCCAAAAGCCUCUGUAUACGAAGGCAAGGGUAAAGAGAAAGUUACUCAUGUGGCAGAUCCCCGGGAUCUGGAGAUACCUCUGGUUGUCUUCCUAAAACUGCUUAACCGGCCUCAGCUUUUGCAGAGUACAUCUCAUCUAGCGCUGGUCAUGGGUUUGCUGCAAGUUGUUGUCUACACAGCAGCAUCCCGAAUUGAGGGUUGGUCUCCGUCAUUAGAAGAACCUGAGAAAUCAGAAAACAAACCCGUCGGUGAAGAAGCUUCAAGUGAAACACAAAAAGAUGCUGAAUCUGAGCGAGUGGAUGAAGCUGAGCUAUCUGUUGCAAGAAAAAAGAAUUGUGCUGAAAUAUAUAACAUAUUCUUGCAUUUGCCACAGUCUGACCUCGGCAAUCUUUGCAUUCUUCUUGGAUAUGAAGGGUUAUCGGAUAAAAUUUACUCAUUAGCGGGAGAGGUACUGAAAAAGUUGGCUGCUGUAGAUGUGGCUCAUCGCAAGUUUUUCACGAAAGAACUCUCAGAAUUAGCGAGUGGUUUGAGUGCCUCAACUGUCCGCGAGCUGGCAACAUUAAGCAAAACACAGAAGAUGAGUCACAGUACAGGUUCCAUGGCGGGGGCUUCAAUUCUCCGUGUUCUGCAAGUGCUUAGCUCACUAACUUCCCCUAUUGAGGAUAGCAAUGCGGGAACUGAAAGGGAAACUGAACAGGAGGAACAAAACAUUAUGAAGAGACUGAAUGUGGCAUUAGAGCCUUUGUGGCAGGAACUUAGCCAGUGUAUCAGUAUGACGGAGUUGCAGCUGGAUCAUACUGCAGCUACAACAAAUGUUAACCCCGGAGAUCAUGUUCUAGGGAUCUCUCCUCAGUCCUCUCUUUCUCCUGGAACUCAGAGGCUCCUGCCUCUUAUUGAGGCUUUCUUUGUACUCUGUGAAAAGAUUCAAACUCCGUCAAUGUUACAGCAGGAUGCAAAUGUGACAGCGGGAGAAGUAAAGGAGUCGUCUGCUCAUGGUUCAUCAUCCAAAUCCAGUGUAGAUUCUCAGAAAAAGUCUGAUGGCUCUGUUACAUUUGCAAAGUUUGCGGAGAAGCAUAGGCGACUCUUGAAUUCAUUUGUUAGGCAAAAUCCGAGUUUGCUAGAGAAGUCUCUUUCAAUGAUGCUCAAGGCGCCUAGGCUGAUUGAUUUUGACAACAAGAAAGCGUACUUCAGGUCAAGAAUAAGGCACCAACAUGAUCAACAUAUUUCUGGGCCAUUGCGUAUUAGUGUCCGCCGAGCUUACGUGCUGGAAGAUUCGUACAAUCAGUUACGUAUGCGCUCCCCACAGGAUCUGAAGGGACGUCUGAAUGUGCAGUUUCAAGGUGAGGAAGGUAUUGAUGCCGGUGGUCUUACCAGAGAAUGGUAUCAGUUAUUGUCAAGAGUUAUAUUUGACAAAGGAGCGUUGCUCUUCACUACUGUUGGAAAUGAUGCCACCUUCCAACCGAAUCCCAAUUCUGUUUAUCAAACUGAGCAUCUAUCAUACUUCAAAUUUGUUGGUCGCAUGGUGGCAAAGGCAUUGUUUGAUGGGCAGCUUUUGGAUGUCUAUUUCACUCGUUCCUUUUAUAAGCACAUACUCGGUGUGAAGGUGACUUAUCAUGACAUUGAGGCGGUGGAUCCUGAUUACUACAAGAAUUUGAAGUGGCUAUUAGAGAAUGAUGUGAGCGACAUACUCGACCUCACAUUUAGUAUGGACGCAGAUGAGGAGAAACAUAUUCUUUACGAAAAGACUGAGGUGACGGACUAUGAGCUUAAACCUGGAGGACGAAACAUACGGGUAACAGAAGAAACAAAACAUGAGUAUGUUGACCUUGUGGCCGGCCACAUACUUACCAAUGCUAUUCGGCCUCAAAUCAACGCCUUCCUCGAGGGCUUUAAUGAAUUGAUACCUCGUGAGCUUGUAUCGAUUUUCAACGAUAAAGAGCUUGAGCUCCUAAUAAGUGGGUUGCCUGAGAUUGACUUUGAUGAUCUAAAAACCAAUACCGAGUAUACCAGCUACACGGCAGGAUCCCCAGUUAUUCAUUGGUUCUGGGAAGUCGUUAAAGCUUUUAGCAAAGAAGACAUGGCUAGAUUUCUUCAAUUUGUCACCGGAACAUCAAAGGUUCCUUUGGAAGGCUUCAAGGCACUGCAUGGUAUUUCUGGCCCUCAAAGACUACAAAUCCACAAAGCAUAUGGAGCUCCGGAGCGGCUGCCAUCAGCUCAUACAUGUUUUAACCAACUAGACCUCCCUGAGUAUCAGUCUAAAGAACAACUACAGGAACGCCUGCUACUUGCCAUUCAUGAAGCGAGUGAAGGUUUUGGGUUUGCCUGAACAAAGCUUCUUUCUGGAAACCGUCACCUUUAGAAUCAGUGAAAACCCAUCAAUCCUUCAUUCUUUUGACUCCUCUGUACAUAUCUCGAAGAUUUUCAGGCAGGAUAAGGAGAAAGAGCUUUUGAUUAAAGACUGCAGCAGAAUGAAUAGAAAAACUCAAGGGGGCUAUUUUUGUUUGUCCAUAUAUGAUGUUAGUAUUAGUCUAUUAUUAGGGUUUCUUUCUCUCUCUCUCUCUCUCUCCUUAGAUUUUGUAAAUCAAAAAUCCUUUAAAAAUAGUUGCAAACUUCCCAAAGAUUAGUAGUUUGAUAUUUGCUAUCCAUUUUUUAGUAGCAAAAUAAGAGGAAAAUUACAUAA